This is a messenger RNA of Gymnodraco acuticeps, 5060 nucleotides long. It is a transcript of the gene calcrla, whose product is annotated as calcitonin receptor-like a. The record is from RefSeq and is a predicted model, not a curated record. The transcript has 13 exons. Gene Ontology annotation, molecular function: calcitonin gene-related peptide receptor activity; calcitonin receptor activity; adrenomedullin receptor activity. Gene Ontology annotation, biological process: angiogenesis; adenylate cyclase-activating G protein-coupled receptor signaling pathway; cell surface receptor signaling pathway. NCBI's taxonomy places the organism in Eukaryota, Metazoa, Chordata, Actinopteri, Perciformes, Bathydraconidae. Gene Ontology annotation, cellular component: plasma membrane. The coding region runs from base 206 to 1642 and encodes 478 amino acids.
GGGUUGCAUCCCGACGUCAACCUGACAGCCGCCUCAGCUGCUCACUGAGAGCCGGAGAUCCGCCGUGUUCGCUGCUCUGCACCGCAGCCGAGGACCGGAGCCACUUUACGGGAUUGCCUUGCAACUUACCCGGUCUGACCCCCCUGCGCUGCGGCUGGAUUGUACUCUCCGAUCUGCAGCUCGUAAAUCAUCGUCUCGCUUUGACAUGGCCAAAAGCAAGAUGGAUAGCAUCGAGCGGAGCGGGGUGGUGGCACUCAUACUGCUGUGUCAUCUAACAAAGAUUUUUGUAACGGCAAGCCUGGAGGUGAAUGAAACCCAGCAGCAGCAUCCGACCAACGUCUACCACGACAUUGGAGUCACCAGGAACAAGAUAGUGACAGCACAGUUUGAGUGCUACCAGAAGAUAAUGAAGGACGAUCCCCAGGAAAGAGAAGAGCCCGUGUGUAACCGCACCUGGGAUGGCUGGAUGUGUUGGGACGACACCACUGCGGGGGCUAACUCGGAGCAGCACUGCCCCGACUACUUCCAGGAUUUUGAUCCUUCAGAGAUGGUGAAUAAGAUCUGCACAGACAGCGGUAUCUGGUUCCUGCACCCAGAGAGCAACCGGACAUGGACCAACUACACCCGCUGCACCGAGCACACCAACGAAGGCAGAGUGACGGCCAUGAAUCUCUUCUACUUGGCUCUCAUAGGACAUGGCCUGUCCCUGACCUCGCUCUUCGUCUCCCUGGGGAUAUUCUUCCAUUUCAAGAGUUUGAGUUGCCAAAGGAUCACGCUUCACAAAAACCUCUUCUUCUCUUUUGUUCUGAACUCUGUCAUCACCAUGAUUUGGUUGACAGGAGUGGCAAACAACCAGGAGCUGGUGCAGAGGAAUCCAACGAGCUGUAAAGUGUCCCAGUUCAUUCACCUGUACCUGUUUGCCUGCAAUUACUUCUGGAUGCUGUGUGAGGGGAUUUACCUGCACACUCUCAUCGUGGUGGCAGUGUUCGCAGAGAAGCAGCACCUCAUGUGGUAUUAUCUCCUGGGCUGGGGUUUUCCUCUUAUUCCAGCUACCAUACAUGCCGUUGCUCGGAGUUACUACUACAACGACAACUGUUGGAUCAGCUCCAAAACAUCGCUACUCUACAUCAUCCAUGGCCCCAUCUGUGCAGCUCUCUUGGUCAAUUUGUUCUUUCUGCUCAACAUUGUGCGAGUCCUCAUCACCAAACUGAAGGUGACCCAUCAAGCGGAGUCUAGUCUCUACAUGAAAGCCGUGAGAGCCACCCUCAUCCUGGUGCCUCUGCUGGGGAUUCAGUAUGUCCUGUUUCCCUACAAGCCCGAGGGACGGGUCUCCUCCGAAAUAUACGACUACAUCAUGCACAUACUAAUGCAUUACCAGGGUCUGCUGGUGGCCACCAUCUUCUGCUUUUUCAACGGGGAAGUCCAAGCAGUUCUUCGGAGGCAUUGGAACCAGUACAACAUCCAGUUUGGCAGCAGCAUAGGGAACCACUCGGAAGCAAUGCGUUCGGCCUCCUACACAGCCUCCUCCAUCACAGAGGUACAGGGCUGCUACAGCAUCGACGGCCACACAGAACACAUGAACGGCAAAGGCUUCCACGACGCCGACGCCUCCAUCUUGAAGUCAGACAGCCCCUUUGCCUGACAACAUUCCCGUAACCCUGCCUACCCCACCCACAAGCCUAGAAAUUGCAGCAUGUUUGGAGAGACAACCAGAGAACUCACCUUUUCCUUUUGAUACGAAGUCAGAAGCAAUGUUUGAGGAAAAGGACACACUCUCACCCACCCAAAGGAAAUUGUCCCCUCUCGGUCACACCGCUCUUUAUCAGCAUUGUACGGUGAGCUCAAUACAACCACUCCUGCGCUUUGUGUACAAGUUGACACAGAACUGCUUCACUCGAUCAAGAUGCAUUCUGAUAAUCACAAUAACGUUGCGAACUUUCUGCCUGACAGAAUUGUUUUAAAGUGGAUGAACAUUAACAGCUCGACCGUCCUUCGGGGAACAUGUUGUGCACAAAAAGCCUUUGGUAACACUGUCAAUUCUUAUGACAUGGUUAGUGCCAAACCAAGAAAUCUUUGCCUGCCUCGUUUUUUUUUUUUCAAUACAGAACCAGAACGAAGAUAGGACGUCUAACAAGUGCAUAAUAAUAUAUUAAAGCUAUAUUAUAUAUUUCACAUGUUAAACUUAAUUUAUCUGAACAUAUUAUUGUUUGUUGAAUAAAUACCAUACAGUAUUUAUUGAAGUUGAUAUGAUAUAUUAUUUUGGAAAUUAAUAUGACUCAUUGCUUCAGGCAGACGUUCAAUGUAUUUCUUGUUUGUUUCUGUGUGCAGUUAAUGCAGAUGAUUUCCUGUAAACCACAUAUUAGGUUGUUAUGUAACUUCUUAACACAAUAUUUUCACAGAGAAGCCGUCUUGAUAUCACAUGUUCACCAAUAUUCAUUACACUCGAAUGUAACAGUGAAGUUUGAAGACGUGGCUCUGAACAUAUACUGUAUGUACCACAUUCCCAUUCACUGCUGUCUUUAGCCUUACUGCUCUCAGAUUACUUAAAUAUAACCACUAAAUAAGCAUUAUGGGGUGUUCAGACUGAAUGGUACUGUGUUAGAAAUGCAGGAGGCUAACGGUAAGAUAAUGAAAUACAAGUCAGGAAAGCAAUUCUAAAGGAAAGGGUUGGAUUUUCAAAGUCAAUUUUUCAACAUCAACUUACAAGGUAACUUAGGAACCGUAGCUAUUGCACUGUAUGUAUGUAUAUUACAUCCCAUUCGUAACUUACUUAACUUAUGUGCAGGAUUUAAGUUAACAAAAACACCUAUUGUCUUUUAAGGUUGUUAGCAAGCUAGAAGCUAAUGUUGUUUAUGCUAACGUUAAACAACAUUAUGCUAAGGUUGUUAGCACCAAGUAGCAGGAACAUGCACCUGCGCAAAGUGAAUUGGUCGAUGCAGAGCGUCUCAAGGUAAUGAUGGAUUGCAUUGCAGCAAAAUUAUAUAUAUGUUUUAUAUCUCAUUCAUAUCAAUUAGGUAUAUGCUAACUAGUGCUAGCGUCAGUCUGAACACAUGCCUUAGUCAGAAGUGAUAUCCUCACCGUCUCUCAAGAAACUGCAAAACAUAAUACUGCAAAAAACAUUCUUAAAAGCAUUUAGCAAGCUGGCCAAACAGUUCUGCUGUCAUUUCAUCCUAAAACCUUCAUGUACGUUUUGUUCAUUUUAGAACCAUUAUAGGCUACUGCUGGGAACAGGAUUCACUAUCAGCUGAUGUAAAUCUCUUUGUAAGUCUAGUUUCUGAAAAGUUGAACAUGUGAGAGUGACUGGCGUGUGUGCAUGAUUUAUAAAUGUACAGUAUUUAUGAGUACAUUAUACUCUGACGCAUUCAAGCAUAAAGCAACCGUCUUAUGUGACAGUGUGUUGGACGUUGAUAAAGACAUUGUUUGUUCUACCUUUGGGUUUGAAAAAGGGAGGAUGGGGAAGCGGUGGGAUCUGUCUGCUCGUAUUAUUUACCAUUUUUUGUAGAGUCAUCACCUUUCCACUCUGCCUGUAUUUGAAAGUGAAGAAAGAAAAGUAGCACUGCCUUCUGUGUAACUUAUUAAUGCCAUAUUAUAACAGACGGAGACAAUUAGUGUUAGUUUGAUAUGUAGAAACUCACAUGCAACUUUCCAAACAGCAUGUUUUCUUUACUAUUUCAACGAGUGUUGAAGACAAACAAUAUAUAUCCUUCAUAACAGUAUUCCAAAAACAAGUAUACAUUUGUUUUACAGUCAGUUACUUUUAUCUUUGGUGGAUGAGUAUUUUUGUAGAUCAUGAAUUUCUCAAUAAUCUGAACGGUGAGGACUUAUACGGUGGCCAACAGGUGCAAACGCGUUACAACAGCCCAAAACAUUUCCAUUGGGAGAAACGCGGCGCAGUUUAAAAAAACGGUGCACAUACAAAAACAUAAAUGUGCUACAACACAUGCAAAUGAAGAAACAACUUCGCCAACACUAACAAACACAAAGCGCACUUGUUGACGUUUGGGGAUUAUAAAGUUGGCCAAAUGUCACUGUCUUUGGAAACUCACCUAAAAUGUAAUUAUUAAAGUCUUAUUUUAACAAUGUGAUCAGAUGAUCCCUUCCGAUUUUUUUGCGUAUCUGCUAUCUGCGUAUUAAGCUAGCUAGCUACCGUAGAUAACCCAAUCAUUUUGAAUAUUACUAACUUUGACGAUAGUGACAGUUGGCCAACUUUAUAAAUCCCGAAAACCUCAACAAGUGCUCCGCUCCCAGCUGUGUGCAUCACUUUUUAGGGUUCCCUGGUUUCCGUGUGAUGUGACCCAUUACAGCAUUUUGUAUUUGCAGCGCUUUUAGAAAAUGCUGAACAUGUUUCCUACAGUUGGCGAAGAUGUUUCUUUAUUAUCAUGUGUUUUGGCAGAUGUGUUUUUAUAUUUGCAUCGUUUUUGAAAGUGCAGUGCUUGUCUCCUAACAGGUUUUUUGGCCGUUCCAGUAACAUAUUUAAAAGAAAGUUCUAUAGUAUUUUGAUAUGUGAAAAAGUGUUAUUGGAUGCCAAUGAUAACGGGAGUGGGUUAAUUACAGGAUAUAUGCAGAGUAUUCUUUAAAGCAAGGGUUCAGUAUCACACAUACAUUUUGUACUUUGUAAUGUCAGAUCUGCAGGACAGUUUCUCUGUAUAAUUCUAAACUAUACAACUUACAUACGUCGAUCACAGUGGAAGUCUUUAUAGACCAAGUCAUUUACCGUGUAGUGAUGGUUUUAUAGUAAAUUAAACAGUAUUUUCAUCACAAACUAAGAGAUUUCUGGAAAAUGUAGUAACUAUGUACCAUUUAAGUUGUGUACUGUAUAUAUGUGUGAAAUAUGUUCAUAUGACUCUCCAAAGGGUUUGUGAAGUCCGCUGGGACACUUUGGUGAAAUGUUGUGAAGUAUGACAAAAGCAUUAAUGGCAAUGUCUGUCGUUUUUGUUUAUACUGUACUGUAUUUAACUUUGGCAGUCUUGACACAUUGACUCCACACUGCUGUUUGAAUGUAACUGGUUGUGUUUUAUUCUCUGUGAAAAACAUAUAUAUACAUAUAUAUUUACGUACAA